UUGAAUGGAACGGCACACCCCUGAACUGGUUCAAAUUUUGGGGGCAGGAUACGUUUGCCGCUUGAAGUAGCAUUCUUCCUGUUGGCUCCUUGAAUGAUUGCAACCUUCGAAAGAGUCGGUAUAACGUUGUUGAGGUCAGCAGUGGAUUCAAACAUGUCGGACAGGAGAGAGCAGCAGAGGAAGAAGAACAAAGGGACGAAGAGUGCCAUGCGGAUAAUCAAAAAGCAAAGCCCACAGCCGGUAGUACAAGACAUUGAGGAUGCAGUCUCGUCCUUCAGCGAAGAUGAAACUCAGAAACUAAGGGUUGCUCUGUUGGAGUGGUACGAUCAUAAUCGUAGAGACCUUCCGUGGAGGAGGACGUUAAGUCAUAAUCAUGGUUGUGAAAAAGAAGAAGAAGAAGAAGUAGAUUCAAGGGCGUAUGGUGUGUGGGUCUCCGAAGUAAUGCUGCAGCAGACUAGGGUUCAGACUGUUAUUGGCUAUUUUAACCGUUGGAUGGAGAAAUGGCCUACCAUUCAUGACCUUGCACAGGCCUCCCUUGAGGAAGUGAAUGAAAUGUGGGCAGGUUUGGGCUACUAUCGAAGAGCUCGUUUUCUCUUAGAGGGUGCAAAGAAAAUAGUCGCAGAGGGAGGAAGAAUUCCUAGCUCAGUUUCUACACUACGAAGGAUUCCUGGAAUUGGAGACUACACUGCAGGAGCAAUUGCCUCUAUAGCAUUCCGAGAAGCUGUACCCGUUGUUGAUGGCAAUGUGGUGAGGGUGAUUGCUAGACUAAAGGCUAUUUCUGCAAAUCCAAAAGACUCGGUAACUAUCAAGAGAUUUUGGAGAUUAGCAGCUCAGCUAGUUGAUCCUCUCCGCCCUGGAGACUUCAAUCAAUCUCUCAUGGAACUUGGGGCAACUGUAUGCACCCCUUUGAAUCCAAGCUGCUCCUCAUGUCCUGCAUUGAAAUUUUGCCGUGCACUGUCAAUAUCUAAAGAUGACAAUUCAGUACUUGUUACAGAUUAUCCUGUGAAAGGUGUAAAGGUUAAACAAAGAUGCGAUUUUUGUGCAGUAUGUGUUGUUGAGUUACUCGGGUUUGGGCAAAUGUUGGACAAGAACCAGUCUAGCAGUGAAUUUAUUCUUGUAAAAAGGCCCAAUGAAGGACUGCUUGCAGGUCUCUGGGAGUUUCCAUCUGUCUCACUGGAUGGAGAAACUGAUUCAUUGGCUAGAAGAGAAGCAGCAAAUCACUUCUUGAAAAGUAUGCUCAAAAUUGACACCAAAAAGACCUUUAACAUAGUUUUGAGGGAAGAUAUUGGAGAAUUUGUUCACAUCUUCAGUCAUAUUCGCCUCAAGUUGUAUGUUGAAUUGCUAGUGUUACAAUUGAAAGGGCCGAAAGAUAAUUUCUCCAAAAGCCAGGGCAGUGAAACUACAACUUGUAAAUGGGUAGAUAGCAAUGCCCUUUCAAGUAUGGGGCUGACAACCAGUGUAAGAAAGGUAUACAGCAUGGUUCAGAAAUUUAAGCAGAAAAAUUUUACCUCUAAGCAAGUCCCAACAAAGAAGAGAAGUAGAACAACCACUUAGAAACCAACUUAGUGGCCUGCAGGGAGUGCUAUGCUUAUUGUUGCAGUUUUUCUCAAUAAAAAAUAUAGUAUUUUUCUUGCACUUAUAUUGUGUAAAGUGCUCUUCCACACCAUUUUAUUGUUUAUUGGUGGCAAGCUCAUGAUCAGUUAGCAGUCUGGAUUCUUCAGUCACUUCUUUAAUUGCAUGUAAUAUAUUUUGUAAAAGAGAAAGAUGAGAUGAGUACAUUUAUAAUA
Molecule: messenger RNA, 1787 nt
Organism: Prosopis cineraria
Lineage: Eukaryota; Viridiplantae; Streptophyta; Magnoliopsida; Fabales; Fabaceae
Product: adenine DNA glycosylase-like
Exons: 7
Coding region: 94-1554 (486 amino acids)
Biological process (GO): base-excision repair; mismatch repair
Cellular component (GO): nucleus
Molecular function (GO): 8-oxo-7,8-dihydroguanine DNA N-glycosylase activity; oxidized purine DNA binding; purine-specific mismatch base pair DNA N-glycosylase activity
Source: RefSeq, a predicted model, not a curated record